This is a messenger RNA of Polistes canadensis, 623 nucleotides long. RefSeq lists its product as uncharacterized. The annotation marks the transcript as partial. The transcript has 2 exons. NCBI's taxonomy places the organism in Eukaryota, Metazoa, Arthropoda, Insecta, Hymenoptera, Vespidae. The record is from RefSeq and is a predicted model, not a curated record.
AUGGAUAGCUCUAGAAUAGGUAAUCCAGCGAGCCCAGUGCGAGCUAAUCCAGUGAUGAAUUAUAUCUUAAAAAAAAUUAAAGGCAGGUCACCCUUUCUUGUUCCUUUCCUGAAGGUUUAUGUUGAUAACGUUGUCAAAGCAAUACCUACAGAUGGAAUGGACCAAACACUAAAGACCUUCAAUAGUGUCAAUAAUAAGAUCCAAUUCACAAUGGAGUUAGAGAAUAAUAGAACCUUAUUCUUCCUAGAUAUGAAUAUUAUAAGAAACAAAGACGAUUCCAUUGUAACGAACUGGUAUGUUAAACCUACAAGCUCUGGUAGAUGUAGAAAUUAUAAUUCGAAUAAUCCAAUGAGCAAAAAAAUUAGGGUAAUUAAAGAAAUAAAGGACAAGGUUGAUAAACUAAAACAAUCAAACUUAGUUAACAAAAUACCAUGUGAAUGUGACAAACGUUACAUAGAGCAAACCAAAAAAAAAUUAAAAAAAAAAAUAGAACAACAUAGGAAUGAUUGUAAACCUACGAAUGUUCAAAAAAGUAAUACUACUUUGGUAGUUAAACACCAUUUUAAAACAAGACACGAGUUUAAAUUUGAAGAUACAGCUAUUUUAGAUAGAGAAGACAACUG